Molecule: messenger RNA, 663 nt
Organism: Neoarius graeffei (lesser salmon catfish)
Lineage: Eukaryota; Metazoa; Chordata; Actinopteri; Siluriformes; Ariidae
Gene: caln1
Product: calneuron 1
Exons: 5
Coding region: 4-663 (219 amino acids)
Molecular function (GO): calcium ion binding
Source: RefSeq, a predicted model, not a curated record
AAGAUGCCCUUCCAUCAUGUGACGGCAGGUCUGCUGUAUAAAGGCAACUAUCUGAGCCGCUCUUUGUCUGAACACAGUGAUAGCGACCAGCUGGCUAGCAUCUCUGCAGAGGAACUGGAUGAAAUCCGUGAGGCCUUUAGGGUGCUGGAUCGCGACGGCAACGGCUUCAUCUCCAAGCAGGAGCUGGGCAUGGCCAUGCGUUCACUCGGGUACAUGCCCAGUGAAGUGGAGCUGGCCAUCAUCAUGCAGAGACUGGACAUGGAUGGGGAUGGACAGGUGGAUUUUGAUGAAUUCAUGACGAUACUGGGCCCCAAACUUCUGUCGUCGGACACACGGGAAGGCUUCCUUGGAAAUACAAUAGACAGCAUAUUUUGGCAGUUUGACAUGCAGAGGAUAACACUGGAGGAACUCAAGCACAUCCUGUUUCAUGCCUUCCGGGAUCACCUCACAAUGAAGGACAUUGAGAACAUUAUCAUUAAUGAGGAGGAGAGCCUGAAUGAGAAUUCAGGGAACUGCCAUACAGAGUUUGAGGGAGUCCAUCCAACAAAGAAGAAUCGACAGACGUGUGUGCGCAAGAGUCUGAUCUGCGCCUUUGCCAUGGCCUUCAUCAUCAGUGUUAUGCUUAUUGCGGCCAAUCAGAUGCUGCGCAAUGGAAUGGAAUAG